This is a messenger RNA of Amphiprion ocellaris (clown anemonefish), 591 nucleotides long. RefSeq names its product baculoviral IAP repeat containing 5b (gene birc5b). The record is from RefSeq and is a predicted model, not a curated record. The transcript is spliced from 4 exons. The coding region runs from base 39 to 479 and encodes 146 amino acids. Lineage: Eukaryota; Metazoa; Chordata; Actinopteri; Pomacentridae.
UAGACACAUGGUGGUUUGAGGCUGUUUUUGCUGAAAACAUGGCAAGCAUAGAAGUACUGGCAAGCAGAUAUAGCUCAUUUGAUAAAAUGUACUGUCAUGACUUGCGCAAACAAAGCUUUGCAGACUGGCCAUUUAGAGAGGAAUGUAACUGCACACCUGAAAAGAUGGCCAAGGCUGGGUUUGUCCAUUGCCCCAGUGAGAAUGAGCCUGAUGUUGUGUGCUGUUUCUUCUGUCUGAUUGAGCUCGAGGGCUGGGAGCCAGAGGACGUUCCCUGGUCAGAACAUGCAAAACGCUCCCCUAACUGUGGAUUCUUAACCAUGAAGAAAGACUUCACCAAUCUAACUGUGGCUGAAUACCUUGGAAUGGAGAAAGACAGGCUGAAGAUCUAUCUUAGAAAAAUUUCUCAUAAGAAGAUGGCUUCAAUGCGGGAAGCCAUAGACUACACGCUUGAGACGCUUAAAUCUCACUUGGACUCGUAAUGAUUCUAUAUAUGUUGUGAUUUUUAUGAAAGGGUGCAGCAAGAGCCUGUAGUCUUUACUAAGUACUUCUAUGGAAUGGCAGUUUAAAAUAUCAAUAAAGUUUUGAAGUUUA